CCCCAUUCUCCUCGAACGCGUCACUGGCCACUGGGCUUACAGGCAACAUGUCGGUCAUGCUCACGAAGUUCGAGUCCAAAAGCAACCGGGUCAAGGGACUCGCGUUCCACCCGACCCAACCACUGCUCGCGGCUUCAUUGCACAACGGCAGCGUUCAACUAUGGAAUUACCGCAUGGGUGUUCUGGUGGACAGAUUCGAGGAACACGAGGGCCCGGUGCGCGCCGUCGCGAUACAUCCCAGUCGCGCCUUGCUCUGCACUGGUGGAGACGACUACAAGAUCAAAGUAUGGGACAUCAAGCCGACCAACCGUCGCUGCCUCUUCACGCUGCACGGCCACCUUGACUUCAUCCGGACGGUACAGUUUCAUCACGAGAUGCCGUGGAUUUUGUCGGCGUCGGAUGACCAGACAAUUCGCAUAUGGAACAGCACCUCGCGCAACUGCAUUGCUAUCCUCACCGGGCACUCUCACUACGUGAUGUCUGCGCAGUUCCACCCGAAAGAUGACCUCAUCGUUUCCUCUUCGCAAGACCAGACAGUCCGCGUCUGGGACAUUUCUGGCCUGCGCAAGAACACACCCAACACCGCCCCCGGUACAUUUGACCAGUUCGACAACUUCUCUACCGUGAAGUACGUCUUAGAGGGCCACGACCGUGGCGUUAACUGGGCGGCCUUCCAUCCCACGCUUCCCCUCAUCGUCUCCGCCUCGGAUGACCGGCAAAUCAAGAUCUGGCGCAUGAGUGAGACGAAGGCAUGGGAGGUUGACGCGUGCAGAGGUCACUUCAACAACGUCUCCACCGCUCUGUUCCACCCCAAACACGAGUUGAUCGUGUCUUGCGGCGAGGACAAAACCGUGCGCGUUUGGGACCUCACGAAGCGCUCUGCUGUGCAAACCUUCCGGCGCGAGCACGAUCGCUUCUGGGUCCUCGCCGCACAUCCCGAACUCAACUUGUUCGCUGCUGGCCACGACAAUGGAUUGAUCGUCUUCAAGCUGGAGCGCGAGCGGCCGGCGUUCGCUAUGCACGGCGACACCGUGUACUACGUGCGCGACAAAUACGUGCGCUCGUAUGACAUCAACACGGGCGCGGAUCUUGGUCUGCUCAGCGUACGCAAGUUUGGGAGCCCAUACGUUCCUCCACGGACGCUCAGCUACAACCCUGCUGAACGAGCUGUCCUGCUGACUAUCUCUUCUGACAACGGGCUCUACGAGUUAUCGGGGCUACCGAAAGACGCUGUUGGCGAGGUCAAGGAUUCGUCAACGGACGGGAAACGCGGCAGCGGUCAGGCAGCGAUUUUUGUGGCAAGGAACAGGUUUGCUGUGCUGAACAAGACCAGUCAGCUCAUUGAAGUGAGGGACCUGUCGAAUUCUGUCGUCAAGAGUAUCAAGCCCCCAGUUCAGACCAACGAGAUCUUCUAUGGUGGAACGGCCAGCCUGAUCCUCAGCUCGGCGUCGUCGGUUGUGCUGUACGAUAUUCAGCAGCAGAAGACGCUGGCAGAGAUCACCACACCGCCUGUGAAGUACGUGGUCUGGAGCGCGGACGGCUCGCUCGUUGCUCUUCUCAGCAAGCACACGAUCACCAUCGCGAACAAGAACUUCUCGCAGCACACGCUCAUUCAUGAGACCAUUCGUAUCAAGUCCGGGGCUUGGGAUGACUCCGGCGUGUUCAUUUACUCUACGCUCAAUCAUAUCAAGUACUGCCUUGCGCAAGGUGACCAUGGCGUCAUUUGCACCCUCGACAACCCGGUCUACUUGACACGCGUCAAGGGCAAGACUGUACAUUGCCUCGACCGCUCUGCGCGGCCGCGCACUAUCACCAUCGACCCCACCGAGUACCGUUUCAAGCUUGCGCUGCUCCGGAACAACCACGAGGAGAUGUUGUAUGCUAUCCGGACGUCGAAUCUCUUGGGCCAGAGUAUUAUUGCCUACCUGCAGCAGAAGGGCUUCCCGGAGAUCGCAUUGCACUUUGUACAAGACAAAAACACGCGCUUCGACCUCGCAAUCGAGUGCGGUAACCUCGACGUAGCGCUGGAGACCGCUCAAGCCAUCGAUCGGCCGGACAGCUGGGAGCGUCUCGCACAGCAGGCGUUGAAACAAGGCAACCACAAGAUCGUGGAGAAGGCGUACCAGCGCACGAAGAACUUUGAUCGACUCUCGUUCCUGUAUUUGGCCACCGGCAGCACCGAGAAGUUGACGAAGAUGCAGAAGAUUGCGGACGCUCGUGGGGACCCGAUGUCGCGCUUCCACAACGCACUGUACGCAGGCGAUGUGCAGGGCCGGAUCGCGGUACUCAGAGACGUCGGAAUGCACUCAUUGGCAUAUCUCACCGCGAAGACGAAUGGUCUGGACGAUGUUGCGCUCGAGAUCCUCGAGGCUGCCGGGCUCACCGAGGCAGACGUCGACGAUGUUCCUUCGUUCGGAAAGUCGACUCUCAAGCCGCCUCCCGUUGUGACGGCGACGACCAACUUCAACUGGCCGUCGCUUGCGACGGGCGAGAGCUUCCUCGACCGCGCGCUCGCGAACGGUCUCGAGGCUGGUGGUGACGCGCCGUAUGUGAACGGUGUUGACGGCAACGGGGCUGCUUCGGCUGCGUUGGACGACUGGGCCAAAGAUGAGGAAGCUGUGGAGGACAUCCCUGCUGAGGAGGGCGCCUGGGAUCUCGAUGCGGAUGCGGAGGACGCGGAUGAGGUCGAAGAGGAAGAGGCAGCCGUCGAGGAGGAGCCCGAACUCGGUGCAGGAGCGACACCCGGCGUCAGCGAGACAGAGCUCUGGACACGCAACUCGCCAUUCGCAGCAGACCAUGUUGCGGCAGGGUCCUUUGACACAGCAAUGCAGCUACUCAGCCGCCAGUUCGGCAUCGUAAACUUCUCCGCUCUCAAGCCCGCAUUCCUCUCUGUUUACCGGUCGUCACACGUAUACCUCUCCCCCAUGGCUUCCCUUCCACCUCUCCAACUCCACCUACGCCGCAGCCCGGAAGAAUCAUCUCCGAGCCGCGUGCUCCCUGUAGCUGUGCGCACACUGCCCUCCAUUCGGGCAGAGCUCUCAGAGGGCUUCCGCGCUGUCUCCGGCAACAAGCUACCAGACGCGCAGACCGUAUUCCGCGCCGUGCUUCGUGCGCUGCUAUUGGUACCCAUCUCGUCUGAUAGCGAGGCCAAAGAGUGGCGCGACUUAGUCACCAUGUCAAGGGAGUAUCUGCUAGGCGUGACGCUGGAGAUUGAGCGCCGCAGAGUCGCCCAGGAGGAGCCAGAUAAUGUCCGCCGCAGCUUGGAGCUCGCGGCGUACUUCACAAGCUGCAAACUUCAGCCCGCGCACCUGCAGAUCGCGCUGCGCAGUGCUAUCGGGGUCUUCGCGAAGGCGAACAACCACGCUACUGCAGCGAAGUUUGCGCGGCGGCUGUUAGAGCUCAACCCCGACCCGAAGAUUGUGGCGCAGGCGCGGCAACGCAUCGCUGCUGGGGACCGGAACCCACGCAACGCGGUCGAGAUCGACUAUGACGAGUUCACGGAAUUCGAGGUUUGCGGGGCAAGCUUCACACCGAUCUACAAGGGUUCACCUGCAGUGCGGUGCCCGUACACCGACGCCGCAUAUCUCCCGCGGUACAAGGGACAACUGGACCCGCUUACGGAGCUGACCGAAAUCGGGGUGUCCUCUUCCGGCUUGCCUGCUCCUCGCUCAUAGUUAGUCAACACCCGUGCUCCGGGCUGGAUGGACAACAAGGAGCUGUAAAGCCUGGAUAUUGUUGCACUACCCGCGCGUCUAUAUCGCCGAAAUGUGAUCUUCGUUCUCGGACCG
Messenger RNA from Trametes versicolor FP-101664 SS1, 3788 nucleotides. RefSeq names its product coatomer subunit alpha-2. Gene Ontology annotation, molecular function: protein binding; structural molecule activity. The record is from RefSeq and is a predicted model, not a curated record. Bases 48 to 3674 code for a protein of 1208 amino acids. Gene Ontology annotation, cellular component: COPI vesicle coat. The transcript has 15 exons. NCBI's taxonomy places the organism in Eukaryota, Fungi, Basidiomycota, Agaricomycetes, Polyporales, Polyporaceae. Gene Ontology annotation, biological process: intra-Golgi vesicle-mediated transport; intracellular protein transport; retrograde vesicle-mediated transport, Golgi to endoplasmic reticulum.